Molecule: messenger RNA, 393 nt
Organism: Trichomonas vaginalis G3
Lineage: Eukaryota; Parabasalia; Trichomonadida; Trichomonadidae
Exons: 1
Coding region: 1-393 (130 amino acids)
Source: RefSeq, a predicted model, not a curated record
AUGUCCCACGUCCCACCAACCGAGUCCAAUCUCAAUCCAGAAGAACCGAAAGCACCAGCCCCUGCACCUCAGUUCCAGCAAUUCCAAUCUCAAUCCAAAUUACUACCAGUUCCAAUACAAAUCGAAGAGAGACCAAGAGUUCGAAGAAGGUCUGAACCGCUUACGCAAAGAGUAUGCUACAGCUCCAACCCUUGGAUGUUUAUGCAAAAACCUGCCCCACAAUUCCAAUCUCAGUCCAAGAGAGACCAAGACUUCGAAGAAGGUCUGAACCGCUUACGCAAAGAGUAUGCUACAGCUCCAAUUGAGAGAAAGUUGUUCCCGGACCAAAAAAUAAAGUUUAUGUUAGAAUGUGAGAUCUCACCUGUUUUUUCACCUCUUUUCUCACCCUCUUGA